Messenger RNA from Ramularia collo-cygni, 1557 nucleotides. RefSeq lists its product as uncharacterized. Gene Ontology annotation, molecular function: transcription cis-regulatory region binding; DNA-binding transcription factor activity, RNA polymerase II-specific. The coding region runs from base 1 to 1557 and encodes 518 amino acids. NCBI's taxonomy places the organism in Eukaryota, Fungi, Ascomycota, Dothideomycetes, Mycosphaerellales, Mycosphaerellaceae. Gene Ontology annotation, cellular component: nucleus. The record is from RefSeq and is a predicted model, not a curated record. The transcript is spliced from 3 exons. Gene Ontology annotation, biological process: regulation of DNA-templated transcription.
AUGUCGACUGCAGGGAGCACCACUGCUUCUCCUCCUGGGAGUACCGCGUAUGAAGAAUCGCGGACUGGAAAUGAUGCACAAUCUGGCCUCGACGGCAGGCCGCUCGCCCGACAGAAACGCAAGAGGACUAGUCCCGAAGACCAGGAGAUAUUAGAGGCAGCAUACAAGCACGAUCCCAAGCCAGAUAAGACGGCACGAAUGGCACUCGUGGAGCGCGUUUCCCUUGGCGAGAAAGAAGUCCAGAUCUGGUUUCAGAACAGAAGACAAAGCUCAAGACGGAGAUCGAGGCCACUUCUCCCCCACGAGCUUGCCGAAUAUCAACAAUCUCGAGACUCCACAUCUGGCGCCAUCCGGUCGAGCCAAGAUGCUGAUGGCCUGGUCAGAUAUGAAAGCGGAGUCGACAGUGAGGAGUCGCAUAACGAGAGUCCGGAGCCAUCCAUUGGAAGCGAUGCGUCUGUCGAUGCAGAUGCUGUCAAGACCGAAACUACAGCCUGGAUAUCCAGUAGUGAUGCGACGAUCAGCGUCCCUGCAGUGCCAGAGGAUACCUCAACGGAGACUCCCCAGCGUUUUGCUCAGGCCGCUUUGGCCGCUGCUUCAGCUCAGUCGUCGCCCAUGUUUUCCACUCCAGACAUUCGUGCUCCGGUUGGCUAUAUAGCCAACAGGCGAAGCAUGUCUUUGCUUCGCCAGAGUGUUCAAACACAGYCGUCACCAGUCAGCACUGGGCCAGAGAGAUCAGAUCGGAGCCUCAAGAGAGUCUCUUCUUGUGUUCGCUUGUCGAUGAAUGCAGAAGGCAAAGCGGAAAUCAUCACCAAAGACGCCUCGUCGCCAUCACCUCCACGGCCAAAGCAGACGAUGAUGCUUCCAGAUGUCAGCCUCAGCAAUCCUCCUACACCCAACUUCAGGUCUUCUCAAGGCUUGUCACGAUCCAUCAGCGGCCGGUCUCGAGAUUCGCGUUCGUGGGAGUUCUGGUGUGACAAAGAGUCCCGCAGCGAGCUUGAAAGCGCUGCCGAGAAGGAUGCAAGUGGUUCUGCUGCUGGUGCUAUCGGUCUUUUGAGGACGGCAUCUGGCAGGAACAUUCUCGGGACUGUGUCUGCGAAGAGAAAUGCUGCGUUCUCAAAUCAUCCGGCUUCUGUGAAGCGAUCCAAGUUAGGCCAGAGGAAGCCUCUUCAGAGAGCAAGCACAUCUUUGGGACGAUUGCAGGGCAAAUAUGGCCAUCAGGGAGCAUCUCUUCCUAAGCUGAAGCACUCCGGAUCUGCCGCUUCUCUGCGCAUCCCAGGCAAUGAAUCCGACAAGGAGAAUUGGUCGCCCGAGCGUGAGAUGGACUCCGAUGGGGAAGAAAUCAGUCAGCUGGAUGGCGAACCGGGAAGGAGGGUGAUGGCAAAGGGACAAUCGCACCCAAAUAAAAAUGUCGGAAGAAGGAGACAGUCACAGGCCGACGAGAACGAUCCCGAAGCAGAUGCUGAGCUAGCAGAAUUCAUGCGCGGAGGUCGGAAGAGUGAGGAUCUUGAUUGCGUCCAGGGGUUAUUGUCCCUGAGCCAGGGCAAUUGGAACAAAUAG